Messenger RNA from Panicum hallii, 1253 nucleotides. Its product is annotated as extensin-like. The transcript has a single exon. The coding region runs from base 156 to 989 and encodes 277 amino acids. NCBI's taxonomy places the organism in Eukaryota, Viridiplantae, Streptophyta, Magnoliopsida, Poales, Poaceae. The record is from RefSeq and is a predicted model, not a curated record.
CGGCGCUCGCGCAGUCUCCGAAUGUCCCAGCAGCUCCCAACCCGAGAUAAUGGGUUUGGUACAACAUCAAACUCAAGAUUCAAACGGCCACUAUAUAAGGCGCCAGAUGGAGGAGACCCAGAGGCAGACCAACCAAGCAGUGAAGGGAGCGAAGCAUGAGCACCGCAAGCAUGAGGGCCACUGCCCUCCUCGUCGCUCUUGCCACUGCGCUCGCCUCGUGCUGCGGCGCCUCAUCGCCUCACCACGCCUUCCCGCCGGCAGAAGCACCGGCUCAGGCGCCCAAUGCCGAGGCGCCGCUGACGGGGCACCGUGGCCCCGAGCACGGCAAGUGUCACCGCCAUGAGCUGACGCCGGCGGAACCACCGUCCUACCACGGCUCGCCUGACCACAAGCACCAUGGCCAUCGUGGCCACCAUCGCCGUCACCACCAUGACCAUCACGAAGCUCCGCCAAGCCAUUCCCCUGCUCACCACCCUCCACCGCCCCCUCAUCCCCACGCGCCGCCACCACGUUUUACACCCCCUGGUCACCAUGCGCCGCCACCACGUUAUACACCCCCUGGUCACCAUGCACCACCACCCCAUUUCCCACCCCCUAAACAUCAUUCACCGCCACCGCCUCAUUCUCCGCCCCAGGCUCACCUUGCGCCUCCUCCCCCAGCUCACUACACACCACCGCCUCAGCACUCGCCGUCACCCCCAGCACACCACUCGCCACCCCCGCCUCCAUCCCGCUACCCACCGCAUGUCCCAGCACCUCCACCGCACAAGCAUUCGCCGCCACCUUCUCAUGGCAAGGCACCACCACCACAUGGUCACAGGAAAUUCCCGCCGCCAAUGCGAUCACCGCAUUCAGCUAUAGCACCCUCACCCGCUGAUUACAGUGGCAUCCCACCAUCUGAGCAAGGUCCCAAGCUCCCAUAUCAUGCUGCCCCUAGUAACGCGCCUCUAGCAGGUCAAAAUGGAGCAUCACCUCCGUGGUAUGUUUGAUGCUAGAACCAAGAUAUACACAUACACUUGCCUGAGUUGUUAGUAAGAUUGCGGUUGAACUUUGCACAAGAGAUCAAAAGCUCAAUAGCUACUUCAGAGGGCAGCCUUGCUUUUUCAUUAUACUCUGUUCCCAGUAAGAAGAUUACCGAAUCAAUUAUGUACCUCAUUUUGAAGUCAUGUUGUUCUUGGAGUCCUGUAUCAAAAUGUUUCUCUGUGAUCAGUUGGUAUCUAUGUUAUGAGAUCCAUACUUUACAAAUUAUCCAA